Molecule: messenger RNA, 737 nt
Organism: Ceraceosorus guamensis
Lineage: Eukaryota; Fungi; Basidiomycota; Exobasidiomycetes; Ceraceosorales; Ceraceosoraceae
Exons: 1
Coding region: 93-491 (132 amino acids)
Source: RefSeq, a predicted model, not a curated record
GAGCGAAGCGCCAACGCUUCGGUGUGCAAGCCAAUCUUGAAUGUCCGCCGCACGCCCGCCGCGCGCGCGCGCGCGCGCGCGCGCCCAGCAGCAUGCUUGCAGCAUCUCGCCAUGCCGCAGUCCUAAUUUCCUGCUUGCAGCUCUUGCAGGCUGUACGUAACUGUACCUAUUCCUCCUCUGCAUCGAAUUGCUCAUGCCCGUCGACGCCCAAUGCGAGGGUACGCAAUGUGGUCUUCAAGAAGAAACGUUGCAGGCAGGUCGUACAUGUCGUUUGCGCCAACACUUUUCGGUCGCGCGAUGGAGCGCGUCGCGUGAAUGGCGGCGUUCUGACACGUGACGAGCUCUGCCUGUCUGAUUGUGCCGCCUCGAAUAAGCACGUCAAGAGGUUCGAAAAGCAACAACCUCUUCUGUACGUCUGCCUUUGCUGGAUUCGAACCGCUACGGCGUGCCUGAGGAUGGAAUCGAUCCGGCCUCGUCGUGCGCGCUUCUGAGCUGCUCGCCGUGAUCACCUGGGCCCUCACGCGUCAGACCCAAGAGAUGGUAAAUUCGAUCCCAUUUCCAAAUCAUGCCUCCGAGCGCCUCCCGAUCGCGAGCAGGUGCUCUUGAAGCAGCGCGAGCGCUUUGUAUCUGUGCGAUAGCUACAUUGAAUCAUUGGCAAGUCAGCAAACAAAAGUUCCUUUGUACGGCGCUUCGAAGCAGACAGACCUUGUUCUUUUCCUCUGCGCUCAUCUCGGCAU